AUAAUUUAGCUACCGUACCUCAUUCGGCUUCACAUUGGAGCUCAGACCUCCAUUAAGAAAUCAAUGGCUUCAAACCAAGCCAUAUUAGCCGGAGCCACCCACUUACCCAAAGCCAUACCAGCCAAUCUUAUCCAACUUUCUCUGUUACACUCUCCUCCUCUUCUCUUCUCUUCCAUAAGAAGCCUAAGAACUUCCUAACAGUUCCUUCCUGCUUUUAAGCAUAAAAAUUUUUUAAAGAAAACACACCAUUUUCUUUCCUCUUUGUAACAGUCGUAUAUCGUUUGGUGUCACCAACGUAUUAGUGCUGCUAAACCCAGGAGAUAGCAUCACCCUAUUUCGGUUGUUACAAAAGAAACAGUACUAAAAAUAUCCGUAAAAGCACAUGGGUUUCCUCCACAAGCUCUGGGACGAAACGCUUGCCGGGCCAACACCUGAAUCCGGGCUUGGCAAACUCCGCAAGUACAAUUCCUUUUCUGGCGCUCGUCCAUCUGCACCAGCUGCUCCAGCUACCAUGAUGAUGGGAUCAGUGGAUGAUCAUCUGAUCCCUGUUUCACGGAGCAUUACUAUCCUCCGUGGCAACUCUCCUACCAUGCGAUAUGCCUCUGCUACCCCUGAUUCCGGCUCCGUCCCUUCUUCUCCCGCUGCUUCUGCUUCUACCACCCCAACUUCUCCACUUUCACCGACUGCUCCUGGUCAUGGUGGAAAUUUUAAGAAGUUGACGAGGAGAAAAUCCAAUUCGGCAGCCUUACAACCAGGGGAGCCAAAAAGCCCGACGGGCUACGAUUGGAUUGUACUAAGCGCUUUGGAUCGUUAAUAGAGAAGCGAGAGGUGACCAUUUUUGUCUGGGAAAUUAGAUGCCAGCUACACCCGCCAAGGCAAAUUCCUUUUUGUACAUACGUCCCCCCAAAGUAUAUACUACUAAAAUAAACCAAGUUUCUUUUAUCAUAUCUCAUGGUGUGUGUGUAUAUAUCUGAUUGUAAAUAUAGGACAGCAGCAUGGUUAGAGCGAGCUGCAUUUUGAAAAAAAAAAACAGAGAGAGAGGGUUAGGGCAAAUAAAACUGCAGAGGUUGAAGCAGAAGAAGUAAACCUGGCCUUGUGUGGCCAUGAAUAUGAUUUGCCCCCUUGCUUCCGCUUCUCAAGUCUGGGAUGAGUAGUAACCUAUAUGAUUGAUUAGUAGUAGUAGGAGAGAGUGUACUUGGCAUGCACUGACAGGACCGCUGCCAUAUCAAGUGGAUAGAAUAGAUGGACACUUGAUUUUUUGGUCCUUUUUUCUUCGUUUUGUGUUUGUGGUGGGGGUUUGGUUGGUUUUCUACCAGUGUUUUUUUUCUACCAGUGUUUUUGUUGAGUCUUCUGUACAUAGAGCAUGGCUCUAGUUUACGUAUGUAUCUUGUUUGAGUUGUGUUCGCUAA
Coffea eugenioides is the source of this 1409-nucleotide messenger RNA. RefSeq names its product dormancy-associated protein homolog 4. Lineage: Eukaryota; Viridiplantae; Streptophyta; Magnoliopsida; Gentianales; Rubiaceae. The coding region runs from base 383 to 814 and encodes 143 amino acids. The transcript has 3 exons. The record is from RefSeq and is a predicted model, not a curated record.